Molecule: messenger RNA, 1230 nt
Organism: Lycium barbarum (goji berry)
Lineage: Eukaryota; Viridiplantae; Streptophyta; Magnoliopsida; Solanales; Solanaceae
Product: auxin-responsive protein SAUR64-like
Exons: 1
Coding region: 647-1087 (146 amino acids)
Biological process (GO): response to auxin
Source: RefSeq, a predicted model, not a curated record
AAAGAGACUAGAGGUGAUAUCCCAACUGUUAUUGAUAUUAUAGUAAGUUUACAACAUUGCUUUUCACUGUGUAAGAGUAAACAAGACCGACCUGCAAAUCACAAAUUUUGAACAAACACCAACAUUUUUUUUUUUUGGCAUUUUGCCAUCAGACAGAAUAGUAUACUGGACGCGGAUAGGCAUAUUGUAUAGGCUUCUUUUUUUCAUUUUCAGGCUAGAAAUACUAGAUGAUUAAGCUCUAAGGAUUGUGAAACUAAAGAAAAGGUAAAGAGAUUUUAGUUUAUGUGGAGAACUGUGCAUUUAUAAACAGCUUUGAAUACAUAUGACAUAACAGGCAGCACCACAUGGUUUUGCCUUUUACCAGCAAAACAUUAUCUUUUCACAAGAAACUUAUCAUCUUCCAUACAUUUGAACAGGAUUAAUUAAUAAAUUUAAGGCCCUGUAUCAACAUGACCAACAGACAACAGCACAUGGAUUUGCCUUCGGUUGUUAGAGGCAAAAAUUCAACUACAACUCAAAGCGUCUGUCCAGCCUCUUGGAUAAAUAAUCCCCCUUCCAUAAGACUUUUCAUCAUCAACCACAAGCAUUUUCUAUUCAGCUAUCAAACGUCUCCAACUUUCUUGCUUCCAAUCUUCAAGCGAAAACAAUGCUAAGUGUUAAGAAACUCAUUAAGAUGGCUAGGACAUGGCAGAAGUUCGCAGCCAUGCAGAGGAAGAGGAUUUCACUUCCAAGAAAUGGAAAUGAGGCAGAAAGUUGCAGUACGUCUUCAUCAUUUAUAGCCGGAAAAGGCCAGUUUGUAGUGUAUACAACUGAUCAAAGACGCUUUCUGAUUCCAUUGGCUUAUCUGGAAAAUAAGUUCAUUUUGCAACUUUUAAACAUGUCUGAAGAAGAGUUUGGUCUGCCAAGUGGAGGCCAUAUUAUAUUAACGUGUGAUUCAGCUUUCAUGGAAUACAUUGUUUCACUAAUCAAGAAAGGCGCAACUGCUGAAGAUCUUCAUAAAGCAUUGCUCUUCUUGAUUAGUUCAAGUUGCUCUUCAACUUCUUCUUUGCACCAAGAAUGGGGAAACCAGCAACUCCUUGUUUGUUGAAUCAUGUUCAUUAUCUUUAGUAAAGGAUAGCUCAAAAUAGAUUUUAUAUAUAUCAGAUUAAAAGUAGGUAGUUGAAACUGUGUAUACAAAUGGAAUCAAGAUUUAUAUGAAAUUUAACCAGAUUGAAAUCUUUCAUUUCUCAA